GUGUUGGACGUAUAUUUCUUCUAUUCUCUGCUUUCAUUUAUCUAAUGAAUAUAACGUUCGUUUCUCCUUAAAAUUAUUUAUUUCAAAUUGAAUAUACGAUUCAUUCAAUUAACACAAUUUUUUUUGGUGUAUUGUUUAUUGAAGCAACGGAAAAAUUGUGCAACUUUAGUAAAGUGAAAUGAAACAAUGAAUAUUUAAAUUACAAGUGUUAAAGUUAUGAAUAUUCUUAUACAGUACAUGGAAUAACGAAAGUCAAUAGUUGAACUGCGUAGGAGUGUCUGUGUAUGUAUGUGUGUGUAUAUGAGUGAAAUCGAGAUGAACUGAAAGCCGAUCGACAAUCGUCAAAAUCGUCUCUUGAGGCUUAUCAGAAUUUGUUUUCUUGGAAAUAGAUAUGCACGCAGUUAUGUAAUCAGAUUACAAUGUUGUCCAUUUUGAUGAUGGUGCCAAAAACGUGGCAAAGAUGUACAGUAGCAAAUGUGACAAAAUUAAUGACCUUGGCCGCAGAAGGCCGAUGUCGCGGUGCAUUGAAGGAAUUCUUUGCGUGAUGACCGCGGGGAAAGGAUGCAGUGUGAUUUUUUGAGAAGCAGCAAAAAGAGGUGAACGAUCUUGCGUAUAAUAGGAUCAAGAUGAAACGUGAGUGAACUUCUUGAUCCAUUAUCCCAUCAGUCGUAUAAACACUACUGUGUUGUUGUAUGUGCUAAAAAAAUGCUAAAAAAAUGCUAAAAAUUAGCAUAUUUUUAUAAAAAAAAAUCAGAUGUAAAAAAGAGACAAUAAGAAAAAAUAAUGCCACCGGAAUGAGGACAAAAAUUCAUCAAAAAAAUCUUGAAGCUAUUUUUAGCGAGGCCAGAUUUAGAGAUACUUCUCAACAAAUUCACAAACAAUGGCAGGCUGAUCCCGCAAGAGCUUUUCCAACCGUUAAUAACAUCAGCAGUAUUGAAGACUCGCCAACCAUUAAUUUUUUAACUCCUAGUCUUACAUAUCAUCAGAACGGAACAUACAAGUCGCAGCCAAAGAAUGUUAAUACUUAUGCUAGAAGUUCUAAUGGCAAAGACGUGCAGUCGAGAGCUCUCUCGACGACGUCGUCUUCAUCGAGGACACCAGGUGUGGGUGCAGAUUCGGUGACGAUGGGAUCAGGAAGAGGUGGAAAAGUACGUGAAGUAAUGGAACUAUGUUAUGUGACAGAAAGGAUCAUUGCUCUCUGGUACCGAGAAGAUGAACGAGGAGCUCUUGAACAUGCCACGUCUCUUCUUCGAGGGAAACAUGCCAAUAAUUACCUGAUUUUUAAUUUAUCUGCACCUUAUCGAUCUCGAGAUCCUAACACACGGCAAGCAGGAUGGCCUCAUGGAUUGGCGCCCAGUUUGGAGAGACUCUGUUCACUUUGUAAAGAUAUAGACUCUUGGCUGAAUGCUGCACCGAAUAAAGUAGUAGUGCUCCAUGCUAGAGGGAGUAAAGAACGAGAACGAUUAGGAGUAACAGUUUCUGCCUAUAUGAAUUACAGCAGUAUUUGCGGGUCAAAUGAUCAAGCUCUCGAUAGAUUUUCUAUGAGAAAGUUCCUUGAUGACAAAAUCGGCAAACUUAAAGUACCAUCACAUCGAAGGUAUAUUGAAUACUUUAGUGGACUUCUCUCAGGUUCUCUUCGUAUCAGUCCAUCUCCAUUAUUUUUAACUCAUGUCACAAUUUUGGGAGUGCCUCUUUUCGAACCUACAGGAUGUCGAGCUUUCUUAAAAGUGUAUGAAGGUUUGACGCCAGUCUAUACUUCUGAUCUCUAUUCGGUAACUAAUGCCCGUGAAUUUACUGUGAAUCUUGGGGGUCUUCGCCUUAGAGGGGAUAUUUUAAUCAAAUGCUACCACAGAGACUACUCUAAGCAAAGUCGCGAAGUUAUGUUUUCUCUACAGUUUCACACAUGUGUCAUCACUGAAAGCGUGGUCUCGUUUCCCCGUUCGGAAUUAGAUUUUGCAUGUGAUGACCCAAGGUGUCCAUUCGAUAGUGUAAUGACCUUAUACUUUGCGACAGCCGCCAGGCGAGAUGGACCAAUACCAGCGCCGACUCCUGCUGUGCCUCAUGCUUCAGCACAUCACGACCCCAUAUUGCAUUGGGAUAGUUAUGCGAAUCUAGAAAUCAACGAGGAUGAUCGGGACACGCCGCUAUCUUUACCUCCACAUUCUAAUCCUUUACAAACAUCUCCUCGUGGAUUAGGAUAUACUUGCGGUCCUUUGGAUGGAUCAAUUUAUGCAGUGGUACAUCCACCUACAGGAGGUGGAACUCGUGGUUCUCCACUGACUGUUUCCAUGGACAGUGGAAUUAGUAGUGGACCACCACAACGAUCUAGUCCCCCUGAAAUUGAAGCUGAAAAUCAAGCUCAUGGUGAUCUUGAUAAAUUAUUACACGACAUGAUGCUUACCGUUGAGUCAAUGCCAGAUGCCCCAACGAACGAAUUUCAUCGAACAGACAGAAAUGGUUCUCGAAGUUAUAGUAGUCACGGCAGUCAUCCCACUUCUUCGAAUUAUUCGACCUUGAAGGAUUCGUAUAGGAGUUACGGUGCUGGAAAAGAAUCGAGUAGUCCUUCUGUUCGCACAGACUUUGGAAGAGUGUACGACGCAGUUGACUUUCGAGGAUCUCCCGAUCGAAAAUAUGGCGAUUCAUUUUCACCUCUUGGAAAUAUAGACUUCAUUGAUGACGACAUUCCCUAUCACGCGAGACAAACUAGUCAACCAUUCUCUUAUGGUGCCACUUCAGAUAUGAUUAAACAUCAAAAACUCUCUUCACCAUCAUUAGUUAGAAAGGCGUCUGCACCUGUUGUUGAUAUAAAUGAUAUUCUCGGAGAAAGUACAAGUCCCAUCAGCCCUCAUAAUUCUUCAGCGCCUCCUCAACCUCCGACAGAAUUUUCCAAUGGUUCAAUUAAACACAACAUGGAACACAUUGAUGGACUGUCCUGGUUGAGGCAACAGCAGUUAAAAUUGGCAGCAAGAAAAGAUGAGAGAAAUCCAGCAAAAAUUUGGAGACUGGAAGCUGGAAAUCGAAUGCUUGGUGAACUGAAAACAGUACAAAGAUCACGAUUGAGGCACGACGGAUAUGCCAGUGACUCGGCAAUUUUAGAUGAUGAAGAUGAUUAUUGGACAAGCAGCCCGAUUUCAGUCCAAAGAACAUCAGCUCCAUCGAGUCCUUUACUUCCGCAGAGAUCGACCAGUAUUGGAAAUUCAACUCUCGGCAGAUCGAGAACAGAAAGUGUGAAUGAGAGACCUUUUGUUGCCGUAAAAAGGGCUUACGAUUUUCGUAAAUACCACGACAAUCAGAGUCCAUCAUCCUUACAUGCAGCAUUAAUCGCAGCUCCACCCGUAGGCCUAAUCCAUCAUCAAAAUUUAAAUCGAACGAAUAAGCAGAUUCAGCAGCCACCUAGGCCAGAAUUGCGUAGCGAUAGUUUUGCACGAGCAGAAACUCUGCUCAAAGAAUAUCGACUCUUUAACAAUUUUCUUACUGAAUCUAUAAAUGUGCAAAAUAAUAGUCACGAAUCAAAAGAAACAAUACCUGGAAGUCGCGAGGUAUAUAAAAUUGAAUCAGAAGACGCAGGUCUACUGACUGUUGUGGAUCAAGGUGACUCCUUAAAGAUUACGGAUGAGAGUCAUCAUCUUCACUCCUUGACUGACGUCUCAUCCCUACAUGGAUCACCAACUACUAACCAAAUUGCUCACGUCAAUUUAGUUUCACCUGACACAUCAAUCAUCAACACUAUGAUCAGCACCACUAACAGUACCCCUAAUCAGUCGCCAAAUGCAUGGCAGAGUAGUGUACAGUCUCACAAUGAUUCCUCAUCGUGGACAGAGAGAAGUACAAGUCCCGGCGCUUCUCGACCGCAGACUCCAGCAUUUCCGGUUCCACGCACACCAUACGUGAACACAUCUCCCACAGUGACUUUUGCACCUGAUCGCAAUUAUAUUACACCAAAUAUUAACGAUUCUGGGUACAAUAUUAAUAACAAUCAUAUUGAUUCUGGAAUUGGCAACAUGAACAAUAAUUAUAUGAAUCGAGCAAUUUAUAUUGAGGAACGCAGAGACACAGCUAGGCAUCAAAGACUUCCUCCCAAAAGUCCGACAAUUCAACGCAAACCAGACGAAUUGGCAGUUUCUCAAUAUGGUGUAACUGGUGUACCAACACAUUUCGACUUCACUCAAAGUCCUAAGUCUGCAACAUCGUACAAUUCAAUAAACAGCGUUGGUCCAACAUCCAUUCAAGUUCAGUAUUAUACUUCGAGACGGUCUAGCAUUCAUUCGAACACGGAACCACAGGAAGUUGCGGAUGUCAACGUUAAAUUUGUUCGUGACACAAGCAAGAUUUGGUAUAAACCAAAUAUAUCCCGAGAACAAGCAAUUUCGAUGUUGAAAGAUGCAACUCCAGGUACAUUCGUGGUUCGUGACAGUAAUUCAUUUCCUGGUGGCUUUGGUUUAGCACUUAAAGUAGCAACUCCCCCACCUGGUGCACCAUCAUGUGAGCUUGUUAGACAUUUUCUAAUUGAACCCACGUCCAGGGGAGUGCGACUCAAAGGAUGCGCCAAUGAACCAGUCUUCAGUUCCCUUUCCGCUUUAGUUUAUCAGCACAGCUUGAUGGCAAUGGCUUUGCCAAUUCAAUUGCUGCUUCCAGAACCGGAUGCGACACUGAGAUCGCUUGACUCACCAGGAACAAAUAGUGCACAACAACUUUUAGCGCAAGGAGCUGCCUGCAAUGUACUGUACUUAUUCACAUUGGACACCGAGUCGCUAACUGGACCUCAGGCUAUCAAAAAAACAAUUGCAAUGUUAUUUAGUCAGAAGCCUCUUCCUGUUGCUACCAUAGUGCACUUUAAGGUUUCCACACAGGGCAUUACUUUGACUGACAAUGCCCGCAAACUUUUCUUUCGCAGACAUUACCCUACGAAUAAUAUCAGUUAUUGCGGUCUCGAUCCUGAUGAACGCUCUUGGAAUUUUAUCAGCGAUGUCACUGGAAGAGCCCUUAGUGCCCAUCGUUGCUUCGGAUUCAUUGCACGAAAACCGGCUCACAAAUCCGACAACCAAUGCCACAUCUUUGCUGAAUUGGAGCCCGAGCAACCGGCUGUAGCUAUUGUUAAUUUCGUUAACAAAGUUAUGAUGGGCAAUUCUCAUGUAAAAGCAAACAUCGUCUGAUAUAACACUGAAUCAAAAUCUUGUAAGAAACUGUCGUUAAACUUUUCUUUGCUUAAUUUAAUCACGUAUUUAUUGUUGUUUAUUGUUUUAACUCACAAUAGUUCAAACAAUGAAAUUGAAUGCCAGCAAGAUAAGUCAAUUUCUUAUUUAUUAAAAUAUAAAUAAUACCUUACAGUUAAUGAAAAGUACCUAAUUUUCACAAUAAAAAAAUUAGCAUUGAAUCAAAAGGAUAUUUUAAAUAAACAAAAAGUAAAUAUUUUUUUUGAAAGAAGAGAAAGAGAAACUGCCUUGAAAGUUUGUUUAAGAAAAUAUUACUUGUAGAAUAAUGUAAGGUAAUUAGAUUGUUGAGAGGAUAACAUUUUUUCGAUAGUCUUAUUCACAAGAUAAUAAAAGUUAAAAGUCUAUUCGAGUAUAUAUUACGACUGUUGCAAGCCAAUAUUGUUAUUAUAUUGCAUGUCGAUACAUGUUUAUAUAACUGUAUAUAAUAUUAACGCUUUAAGAAAAGUUAACAUAAGUUUCUUUUAAAGGGAGUUUACUUACGAUUUAAAAACUCUGACAAAAACUAGAUAUUUCAUUAAUAUAAAGUCCGAUAAAGUCUUGAAUAAUAUAAAUUAAGGUUCUUGCCAUUAUAAGAGAUGACGAUUGUAGCUUAUGAAAUAAGCUCGUCUAUUACUAUGCCUAGAAACGUUGACAGUCAAUUAAAAUCAAAUAAGUACGACAAUAUUGAUCCUAAUAAAUUUACAUCCUAUCCCUUUAAAAAAUAAUUUUGCCAGUCUUAAAUAAAUAACAGUUUAAUGUUAAUUUAACUUCAGUCAGUACAAUUAUUGUAAUGAUUAUUAUAUUUAUAUUCAACCUCUUUCCACAUAUAUGCAAUGAUUAUAAUAAAAUAACAAAUAAAAUAUAA
Leptopilina boulardi is the source of this 6057-nucleotide messenger RNA. RefSeq names its product tensin (gene by). Gene Ontology annotation, molecular function: protein binding. Bases 795 to 5153 code for a protein of 1452 amino acids. The transcript is spliced from 20 exons. Lineage: Eukaryota; Metazoa; Arthropoda; Insecta; Hymenoptera; Figitidae. The record is from RefSeq and is a predicted model, not a curated record.